GCUGACUCCUUGCCGUGACCGCUCGGGGACCGGGGUGUGCGGGGGACGGGGGGCGGCCACCGGGCGGGGAGCCCGUCCUUAGCGGUGCAGCGGCGCCGCUGUGUGCCGGGCCCCGGCUGUGGUAUGUGGGGCUGCCCCGUCGCCAUGCCCCCUUCGCCUGGCAUCCAGGGGCUUCGGCAAGCGUCAGUUUUCCGACUGCGUUCUGAUCGAACUCAGCCCAGAGCAGUAUUUCUGGGCCAAGUGGAAGAGUCCUGUGGGGAGAAGUGGUAGAAAGGCUGGAUGAUCCCCACCAUUUUAACUCAUACAAGAAGAUGCUGAAGUGUUGAAUGCAUUGGCUAAUUUCUUGCCUAUAUUAACAAAAAUUAUUUUUAGUCUCAGCUUAAGCAAAUGAAUGAAUGAGGGGGAUCACUCUCUCCUCUGAUGCACAGGGGUGUUGUAGUUCAUCUUCAGAAUGUGCUGGGACCAAGUCUGUACCAGAGCAGCUUUUGAAGGAUGAGCAUAUACUGAAAAACCGACUGAGCAGAAGGCUAAGGUAACUGUGAUAACAGAUCCACCAAACAUGAGAAUAGUGUGUUACUAAUAGAGAGUAAAUGCUGGAAGAAAUCUCACCACCUUUCCCCCCCUCUCCUUAACACCUCAUUGCUAUCCCCAAAGCAUCUGUUACAACUCAUAGGAUACUGCGGUAGGAGAACUUGCUACAGUUUCUCCCUAUCUUCUGGAAAGACUUCUGUCUUCCUCUCAAAGUCAAAAAUAGCUUGGAUCAUGAGCAAAAGUAACCACAUAAGCAGACUUCUUAAAUCUAAUGUUUUCAUAAAGUAGCUGUAAAACUGAGCGUUUUCUAUUUUCUUUUAUAGUCAUGAUGGGAAGUAAAAUUCAUGUUUCUUUUUGCUUUCAGGUGCUGAUGUACUAGUCUUGUUCCUUCACUUCAAGCCAGUAUGUCGAAGAAAUCGGGGGCUCCGCUUUCCUUGUCUGACUGCCUCUGCCAAAUCUGCAUGGAGAUCUAUGUAGAGCCUGUGACGCUGCCAUGCAACCAUACCCUCUGUAACUCUUGUUUCCAGCUGACAGUUGAAAAAGCCAGUCUUUGUUGCCCUUUUUGUCGGCGUCGGGUCUCUUCUUGGGCACGGUAUAAUGCCCGCAGAAAUACUCUUGUCAAUUGGGAGCUCUGGGAGAAGAUCCAGAAGCAUUACCCGAAGGAGUGUGAGCGUAGGAUUAACGGACAGGAUUUAGAAGAGGAAAUCUGUCCCCCCCAUCCACAGCACCAGCUGAGCAAGCCUGGGGAAUUGAGGCAGGAAUAUGAAGCAGAGAUUAGCAAGGUGGAGGCAGAAAGGCGAGCGCAUGAGCAAGAAGAGAACAAGGCGAGCGAGGAAUACAUUCAGCGCCUUCUGGCAGAGGAGGAGGAGGAACAGAGAUUGGCAGAAGAGAGGCGGAGGGAGAUGGAGAAACAGCUGAAGCAAGAUGAAGAGUUGGCCUGGCAGCUGAGUAACAGCCUGAAUGAUGAUUCCAAAGGACAUGUGCUCAGCAGUCCUGCACGAGCAGGCAGCGUCUCACUUGAAACAUCCCCAGCUAAUUUGUGCAAGACGAAGAGCAAACUGAGCAACUCUGGAGACAUUCAAAAGUAUCUGUCUCCAAAGCUUCAUCAGACAUUGGGAUCAACAUCAUUCUCUAGAACAAGAGAAAGAGGAAGGAGUGACUCUGGCUCUGUGGAAACCAAUGGCAAUGAAGGCAGCAGUUCAGCAUGGCAAGAUGAGCAAGAGGAAAUGCCAACACUGUCUCCACAGCUGACUGGUGUCGUUAAAGAUUCCAGUGCUGUGGAUUUGUUUUUGGAAUCGUGCAUGAACUAUUUCAGUACCUCGGCUUUGGGGGAAACUACUGCUGUCAAGCAGGGAAACACACCAGGAACAAAUUGUGUAGGAGAUGAGAUUCCAGAUGCGUUUCAUGGAAUCACAAAAGGGGAAGGCUCUGCAACAGUUCUUAGAUCUAAAGGAGAGGAUGAUGGAACUGAGUCAGACAGUGGCAGUUUAACACAUGUAGAAAGCAUAAACCUUGAAAAUUCUGCUGAACCUCGUACCUGUAUUCAAUCAACAGCAAAUUCUGUGGUGUCUGACAACACAAGUGUAGUAUGUGACCUUAUGAAGGUGGCUAGACACUCAGAUGAAGAGAAACCAGAGAGCUUGCAGAACACUAAGGAGAUUCCAAAAAGAAAGUUGCUGGAACCACCAGCUGAAGCAGUGGUCGACUUUUGUGUGCUUGAUAAGAGGAGAAGAACUUUUCCGGAAAGUUUAGAGGAGCAGGGGGAGCAGAUGAAUGAUUUUAACUUGCAAAUGCAGAAAGCAUUUGAGCAGGAGUUCUAUGAAAGACGUAUGCAAGAGGAGCAGGACAGGCUUCUGGCUCUGCAGCUGCAAAAACAGAUCAACAAGGAGGAAAGGACACUUAAUCGGCAAAAGGGCUCUCCAGAUCAGUAUCUUCUUCGCACCAAACCACCUCAGUCAGUGAAAGACUCUCCUGCUAGAAAGGGAAGUUCUAAGGUGGCAAAAGAUGCAAAGGUACCAAAAAACCAGGCUGAAGCAAACCACCACAAAACUCGCAGAGGUUCUUGCAAUGAAAACUGGCAGUCCCCUACCAGAGUCCGGAUGAAAUCGCCCAGCAUCAAGGGAGGAAAGGUGUUGAAUUGUGUGGUUAAUACCAGUGACGCAAAUGAUAUUUGUACACUACCUAAGAAUAAGCAAAAGACGAUCCUUCAGAUGUUUAAAAGCCCUGUUGCAGAGUAGAUCAGCAGAACCACAGGCACAUGGUGGAAUGAGAAUGAAAGCUGUGGUGAUGCUUCCUCCUGUGUUGGGCAAAGCUUCCUGCAAACAGUUGUAAAAUUGUUGGUUUUGUGGCGGGAUCACUUUGGGUCACAGAGAGUUCUGUAUUUUGAGAAGUUUUAAUAAUUUAUGCCCCCAGACCUUAAGGAAAUGUAAUUGUUCUUUUCUGGAGUGCAGCUUAUUUUCUAGCACUUGCAUUUACAGAAUUUUGAAUGUGAAUACUGUCAGUGUUUAGAAACAAAGAUAGCUGAUGGUCUGAUCUUAAAAUGAGAGUUUGGAGCUUUUUGUGGAAAGGAUGCACGUUGCACAGAGGUAAAGCUAAAGCUAAAAAAUGAGUCUCUAUUUCCAGUUGUCCGCCAGCUGCAAGGUUGAAGCUUCACUCAACACAACCAUUGUUCUGUUUGAUUGAAGCAUGUUAGUGGAAUUUAGGCUAUUUGUUGAAUGGCAUUGUUUGCACAACAGGUAACAAGAGUAUAACUGGACAGCCAGUCUUGCAGAUACGGUUCUCAUACACUAACCCCUUUCUUAGAGAAAGAGGGAAAAAACAGGUCACUCCCCCACUGCCAAAGCCAAGGAUCUUUCUUAAAUGCCAACAGUAUAAGUGGUUGUGGGCUUAUAUUUGCCUCUGUUCAUAGAGGUCACUUAUGCAAAUCUGGCACUUGCUGUCAUUAGGAAAAGAUACUUCUGUUGUCUUAUUGCUAGCGUUCUGCAACUUUAUCCUUGUACAGUAGUAUUACCUCUAUUUAGUGCUGUUUAAUUUUCAUACUCAAACUGGUUUUAGUUUGAUUAAAAAUGCAUAAUAUUAAAAAAACAUAGUCCAGAAGACAGUUACGAUGGAGAAAGUUAAACCGAAAGGGGGAACAGCAACUGAAGUUGUCAGUAAUGACAUAACUAUAAUUAAAGAUUCACGUAACUUCCAUGCAUGGCUGGAACUAACACAGUUCAAAAGAAUUACUGUUUAGACUUGUGGGGAAGCUGAGGCCUGCAGGAGGUUGAGGCUGGUGAAGAGUUGACCAGCUGCUACUCAGCAGAAGUAUUCUUGCUAGAUUGUAUUAGCUAUUGCUAUUAUAAAGCCAUCUUUUGACCUUUCUUUGCUUGUAAUAAAAGAUUUUUCCACUGUCCAUGUUUGAAAGAGAGCAAAGCACAACUCUGCAUUGCUGAGUGUAUGUGCUGGUCACCAAUGUUAGCAAAUGUUUUAAAUGUGUUCUUUUUUUGAGCCUCUGUAGAGGUGAUGAUGUUUAACUUGGUUCUGGGAAAUGAGUAACAAAAUCCUUGACAGCAGUAUCUUCUGAUGUUUUAAGUUUUAAAAAUCAACAAAUCCUGAAAUUCUAUUGAAAGCACGAACAGCACAUCAAACAAAAUUAUGAAUUGUGCUUUUUCUUUGCCUGCAUGUCUCUAGGAAUGGGGGGGUUUCUCAUAGAGGAAUGAUGUGUUCUGAGAUGCUUUUUGAGAAAGUUAAAACUGGAGACCAGCUGCAAGUCAUUCACUUUUCCUAUUGCUGCCUCAACCAUUGUGCUUAGAAGCCUUCUUUCAGUAUAGAUCUGUUUCUGUUUAAUCUUUACCUUUGUUUGGGUUGUUUGCUGUCUUACCCAUGCAGUCAAAUACAAUCCUUCAUUAAUUAAAGUGUUCUUUAAGGCAGAGGUAGUGACUGUUUUCAUGCGAGUGACACUUGGCCUUUCCAGUCACGAUAAGCACGUAAGAAGUAAACUAUUUUCAAAACA
Molecule: messenger RNA, 4525 nt
Organism: Strigops habroptila (Kakapo)
Lineage: Eukaryota; Metazoa; Chordata; Aves; Psittaciformes; Psittacidae
Gene: RNF168
Product: ring finger protein 168
Exons: 7
Coding region: 936-2768 (610 amino acids)
Biological process (GO): protein ubiquitination; double-strand break repair
Cellular component (GO): nucleus; site of double-strand break
Molecular function (GO): ubiquitin-protein transferase activity; nucleosome binding; metal ion binding
Source: RefSeq, a predicted model, not a curated record